Molecule: messenger RNA, 1931 nt
Organism: Drosophila innubila
Lineage: Eukaryota; Metazoa; Arthropoda; Insecta; Diptera; Drosophilidae
Gene: CNT1
Product: solute carrier family 28 member 3
Exons: 6
Coding region: 32-1900 (622 amino acids)
Biological process (GO): nucleoside transmembrane transport
Cellular component (GO): membrane
Molecular function (GO): nucleoside:sodium symporter activity
Source: RefSeq, a predicted model, not a curated record
AAAAACAAACAAUAUAAAAUAUUAAACAACUAUGGCCGAAGCUCCUUCAAGUGAUGGUGCUGAAGAUAAAAAGGAGUCGAGGACAAAAAAAAUUAUUAAAUUAGUUUUACAUAUUCUAUUCCACAUACUUUUGAUUGCUUACUUUAUAUGGAUCACGAUUGUAUUUGUGAGGUUCGAUAAAAAUGGAUCCGAAUGCAAUGAGCCUGAGAAGGACGAUACUACAGCACAGCCAACGGCACAAACUAAAGCUGAUGAGAAUACAGAAGUGAAAACGACGGCUGUAUCAGGAGUUACAACAACAACAACAACAACUGAAGCACCAUCCAAGGAAACAGUAUGGAGACCUCAUAUCCUUUGUGAAUUGAACUGGUGUAUUGGCUACGGCUUCUUUGUUAUCAUGUUUGUCACCUUUUAUUUAUUUUGGAUAUAUUAUUGGCUCUUCAAGCCAUAUGUUGGACAGAAACUAUAUGAUGACAAGAUUGAGCCAGUUAUCGAUAAAUGGCUUAUUUUCAGUCGCAAAACUGUAAUAUCCAUUAUAAUGCUGGUGAUUGUUAUUCUUUUGGUCGGAGCAUAUUUAGGUUUUGAGUGUCGAGAUGAUGUCAAGAAAUUGAUUGGAAUUUCUGGACCCGUUCUCUUUCUGCUUCUGGGAUUUGCGAUCUCCAAGAAACGCAGCGCGAUUCCAUGGCGAAUUGUCGUUCAUGGACUCUUGGGACAAUUGAUACUGGGUAUAUUGUGCAUACGUCUGCAAGUCGGCAGGGAUAUAUUCAAUUGUGCCGGCGAGAAGGUGUCCCGUUUUCUAAGGUUCACCGAUUAUGGCGCUCGUUUCGUAUAUGGCGAUCGAAUCUGCGAUGAAUAUGUAUUUGCAUUUGCCAUAUUGGCUGUCAUCUUUUUCUUCAGUGUGGCCACAUCAAUACUGUAUUAUCUGGGCGCUAUGCAGUUCUUUUUGGGCGCCUUUGGAUUCCUGUUGCAGUCAACGGUGGGCACAACGGUCUGCGAGAGCGUCAAUGCCUGCGGCAAUGUAUUUCUUGGCAUGUCAGAGAGUCCAUUGAUGGUACGACCCUAUAUCGAAUUGCUGACCAAUAGCGAGUUACACUGCAUAUGCACAUCGGGUUUUGCUACCGUUGCCGGCACUGUCCUCGGCGCCUAUAUAUCCUUUGGCGCCUCGCCGGCCUAUUUAAUCACAGCCAGUGUUAUGGCCGCACCCGGCGGACUAGCUAUUGCCAAACUCUUUUAUCCGGAAACUGAAGAGUCCAAGACAAAAGCCGAUAAUAUUCAGCUGGAAAGAUCCACAGAUAAAUCUCUUAUGGAUGCAAUUUCUACUGGUGCUGCCAAUGCUUUAAUGAUUGUUUUAGGCAUUGUUUCCAAUAUUAUUGCCUUUCUAGCGUUGAUAUACUUUUUUAAUGCUGUCACCGAAUGGUGUUUCGAGUUGGCGGGCCGGAAUGGAGUCACAUUUACAUAUCUGCUUACCCUGAUCUUUAUACCAGUUGUAUUCGUAAUGGGAGUGCCCACAUAUGAUUGUGAAAAUAUUGCAAGGGUAGUGGCCGAAAAGACUUUCAUCAAUGAGUUUGUUGGUUACAGAUCACUGGGUGAACUAAUCGUCGGAAAUAAGAUUGAUGAACGCAGCGCUGGCAUUGCUACCUUUGCGCUUUGUGGUUUUGCGAAUCCAGGUUCUUUGGGAAUUAUAAUAGCAUCACUGAGUGCCAUGGCUCCGAGUCGACGGAGCGAUAUAGCAAAUGUCGCAGUUCGGGCCUUAGUAGCUGGAACCGUCGUUAGCUUCAUCUCGGCUUCCUUUGCUGGUAUCUUAAUUCAAGAAUCCGAACUAAAGCAACUGGGUCAAAAAUUCUUAUAUAUUAUGGACGUGGACGAUGUGAGUGUUGGCCAAUAUAUGUACAAUGUUUAAACAGAAAUAAAAUGUAUAUUAACUAGCUUGA